Molecule: messenger RNA, 6563 nt
Organism: Paramisgurnus dabryanus
Lineage: Eukaryota; Metazoa; Chordata; Actinopteri; Cypriniformes; Cobitidae
Gene: zfyve9a
Product: zinc finger, FYVE domain containing 9a
Biological process (GO): endosomal transport
Cellular component (GO): early endosome membrane
Molecular function (GO): metal ion binding
Source: RefSeq, a predicted model, not a curated record
AACCUUUUCCACGGUAGGAGGGAUAUACGAGAGCUGUCGCACAACUAGGCUACUUCUUCCUCGACUUCUGUGGAAGACUGGAAAAUGGCCUAGUCGUGCCUGGAGGUGUUCUGCAGCUGUCAAAGACAUAAGCGUUUGUUAUAUGACGUGAAGUAUGCUGAAUUUUCAUGGAUUUUUAUGGCGGAAUCGUGUCUGAAGAUGAUGGGGAUUUCACCGAUUUGGCUGUCCAAUGUGUUUGAGACUGGAUGAAACAAGGGCUCUACCAGGAGCCCUUCCUGCUGAUUUACCUGCACUUACAAUAGAGGACCUCUGGGAAGGUUCACACGGCAUUUGGCAGGGUGGAGUUUCUUGACUCAUGGAGAAUUACUUCCAGGCUGAGGCCUUUAACCUGGACAAGGUGCUGGAUGAGUUUGAACAGAACGAAGAUGAAACGGACACACCGACACUCUCGGAUGCCAAGUGGACUCAGAUUCUGGCCCCACCGUCACACCUUCUAUCCCUGAACCCUGCACUUACCCACUCUGACCUCAGCUCAAAGGAAAGCCCUCUCAGCUUCAAGCCACUGCUAGAUGCACAGACCUCAGAUGGCUCCUCUUUGGCUGAGGUCACUAGGUUAGAGAGUAAGCAAGGGUUGGGACAACAGCCAGAGGGCAAGAGUGAGGACCGGACAGCAGAUGUUCACAGUCCUCCUCUGCCCCAGCCCAACAUUGGCAAGCUUGUGAGCACUGAUGGGCAGUUACCGGAGGUGCCCUCCUCCAACCAAGUGGCACUAGAAAACGGCUAUCUGUCUAGUCCUUAUCAUAGUUGUAGUAAUGAGGUGUGCCUCAAGGAUGACAGAAGUCAGCCUGUUACAGACCAGCAAAGUCUUGUGGACAGUGGUCCCCUCCUUAGAAAGGAGAAGAAUGGUAAUGUUGAAGAAAAGGGUGAUGGUUUUCAUGAGUUAUUGGUUCCUAAGGAUGGACCUGGACAUAUACAAUCAGUUUUGACGAAUGAUGUCUCAUCUGCUGAGAUGGAAGGAAGCAAGGAAGUCAGUGGUUCACCUGUAGGCGACCAGGAAGUUGGAAGAAGGGACUGUAAUUUGACAGUUCCAAAGGGAAGUAAUUCCAAGAAAGAAGAAACAGUAUUGCAAAAAACAUCCAAUGGUGAUGGAGAAGUGGAUUGUGAGAUAGCGUAUCAUGAAGGUGGCUUUCAAAAUGGUGGAUCGGUUGAGAAUGAAAGUGAAGGGAAAGAUGUCCGGGAAUUAAAUCAGGAUCAGAAAGUUAAAGUGCAAGAGAAGGACCAAGAGGUAAUGCAUAAAGACUCAGUUGCUGAAUCCCCAAGGGCAGAGAUUUCACCCUCCAAUGGUUUGAUUGUGGACCUUUAUAAAGAUGGACACAACCAGGCUCUGGUCUCUUCAAAGGAGGAUUCUGUUACAGAGGAAAAGGAGAUGGAAGAGAGCAAACAGGAGUGCAGUGAUUCAGUUCGGGGUUCAGAGGCUGGCAGAACAACCAAACUCAACAACAGCCGGCUGCAGCCUGUUAGCGUGCCCUAUGGCGGCGCCCGACCAAAACAGCCUGUGAGUCUAAAACUGCAAAUUCCUCAGCCUCUGUUGAGUCAAGUACAGAAUGAAUUUGGCUCUGCUGGCAAGAACAAGAACCUGGAGCCACUGUGUAGGACUGGAGACCGUGAAUCAUUGGGUGGAGAAACAGAGUCUGGAGUGGUUAGAAUAAAUGGAGAGACUGGAGAUGCUUGUUCGGGUAUCCUCAUCCCUUUUGAGACUCCUGACAAUGACCUCCAGGCAGGUCAACAGCGAGUCCUCUCACGGAAACCUUUCAGCUCUUUAGGUGAAGUGGCCCCUGUGUGGGUUCCUGAUUCUCAAGCACCCAUCUGCAUGAAGUGCGAGGUCAAGUUCACCUUCACUAAACGAAGGCAUCAUUGUCGGGCUUGUGGUAAGGUGUUCUGUGCUGCUUGUUGUAGUCUGAAAAGCAGGCUGAUGUAUAUGGACAGAAAAGAGGCGAGAGUUUGUGUGACCUGCCACCAUGCACUUAUGAAUGCUCAAGCAUGGGAGAAUACGGGAGGUGGUUGCAACCAGAGCCCAAAUCCCAACAAUCCAUCAGAGUAUUGCUCCACUAUUCCCCCUCUUCAGCAGGCCCAGGCAUCAGGAGCUCUCAGUUCCCCUCCACCAACAGUCAUGGUGCCUGUUGGUGUUCUCAAACAACCAGGCACUGAUGGUUCAGUUCCUCGGGAGCAAAGAAGGGUUUGGUUUGCAGAUGGAAUUCUACCCAAUGGGGAAGCUACUGACUCUUCUAAUGAGCCUGCCCCAAACCCCAAACCUUCACAACCUGCGGCUGUGCCACAGUGCUCAAGCAGUUCUUCAGUAGCCAACACUUCUGAGGUGGACCACACCCCUGGAGCCCCGACCACAAGCCCUGUGGGCAGCUCCCUCAGCCUGAUCCCCGAGGACGGGCUUCCUCCCAUCCUAAUCUCCACAGGCGUCAAAGGAGGUACGGGAGGCCACAUCACAGACUAUGCAGUGGAGGAGAGACCUUCUGAGAUUCUGCUUAUGCAGCAGCUUGAGGAGGGAGGUCCUGAUCCUCUGGUGUUUGUUCUUAAUGCAAACCUGCUGGCCAUGGUCAAACUGGUCAACUAUGUAAAUAGGAAAUGCUGGUAUAUGACAACAAAAGGUAUGCAUGCUGUUGGCCAGGCCGAGGUUGUAGUGCUUCUGCAGUGUCUACCUGAUGAGAAAACCAUUCCCAAGGACAUCUUCAGCCACUUUGUACAGCUCUACCGGGAGUCUCUCACAGGAAAUGUGUUAAGCCACCUGGGCCACUCCUUUUUCACUCAAAGCUUUCUGGGCAGCAAGGAGCAUGGUGGAUUCCUUUACAUCAGCCCCUCCUUCCAGUCCCUGCAGGACCUGCCGUUGCCUAACCCACCCUACCUCUUUGGCAUCCUGUUGCAAAAAUGGGAGACCCCCUGGGCCAAGGUCUUUCCCAUCCGGCUCAUGCUUCGCCUAGGGGCAGAAUAUAGAUUCUACCCCUGCCCUCUGUUUAGCGUCCGCUUCAGAAAGCCCUUAUUUGGAGAGACCGGUCAUACCAUUAUGAACUUAUUGGCGGAUUUCCGUAAUUACCAGUACACAUUGCCAUUGGUGAAGGGGUUGGUGAUAGACAUGGAAGUGAGGAAAACGUGUAUCAAGAUACCCAGCAACCGUUACAAUGAGCUGAUGAAGGCAAUGAUUAAGUCAAAUGAGCAUGUUUUGGCAAUGGGAGCAUGCUUCAAUGACCGGGCAGAUUCCCACCUGGUGUGUGUACAGAACGACGAUGGUAACUACCAGACGCAGGCCAUCAGUAUUCAUCACCAACCGCGCAAAGUGACUGGUGCUUCAUUCUUUGUGUUCAGCGGGGCUCUGAAGGCCUCAUCUGGAUAUGUGGCUAAGACCAGCAUUGUUGAAGAUGGCGUGAUGGUACAGAUUACAGCUGAAACUAUGGAGGCUCUGCGGCAAGCGCUGAAAGAGAUGAAAGAUUUUAGUAUUGUCUGUGGAAAAGCUGAUCAAGAAGAGAACCAGGAGCAUGUGCAUAUCCAGUGGGUUGAGGAAGACCACAAUGUUAACAAGGGGGUCAUCAGUCCCGUUGAUGGAAAAUCUAUGGAGUCAGUCACCAGCGUUAAGAUCUUCCAUGGCUCCGAGUAUAAGGCCAACGGGAAAGUCAUACGAUGGACAGAGGUGUUCUUCUUACGAAGUGAGGACCAGAGUGAUCCAGCAGACCACAGUCGUCUCGCUGAAAAUGUUGCAAGGGCUUUUUGCAUGGCCCUUUGCCCUCACCUUAAACUUCUCAAAGAGGAUGGAAUGGCCAAACUAGGUCUGCGGAUCACACUGGACUCUGAUCAGGUGGGCUACCUGGCAGGUAGCAACGGUCAGCCGCUGCUUCCCCAAUACCUGAGCGAUUUAGACAGUGCCCUCAUCCCUGUGAUACACAGCGGGGCUUGCCAGCUAAGCGAGGGGCCUGUGGUUAUGGAGCUCAUCUUUUACAUCCUGGAGGUCAUCUCCUAAAAGGAUAGAGUCCCUUUUCUCUUGCUCUCCUCUCUCUCAUUUGCACUUGAAAGAGCCUGAAAGCUGUGCAGGAAAACAUCCUCCAUACCACCUAUGCACCAUCUCCACUGGGACCUCUGAAUGUGGUGCUCUCUUUCGUUUCUCCUCACUUCUCAACUCCACUGUGGAAACCAUAGGCCCUGAUGAGUGGCAAACUGGAAUCAGAUCUCUGCAAAACAUAUUGUAGCAACAUUGAUCUCCUAAAACACUAGAGGGCGCUCUUCACUCUCAGCUCUAUUGGAAAGACUCCUGAAAUUGAAAGACUGAGGACCUGGAAGGGUUUGGACUGUGGUGCACGGUUCCAGCGCCUUAAUACAAACAAAGAACGGAUUCCUACGAGUUUCGGUCUCACCUUUAAGCUUUAUGAAUCACCAGAUGCUUUAUUUCAUAAAUAUGGACCUCCUUUUGUUUUUGGAUUUUGUUGGUGGAAAUAUUGCUCCAAAGCUAAUAUGAUGUAGCCUCAUCAGAGAUGGACUGCAACAAAAGAUUGUGGCACCGUAGUAGGGAUGAUACAUGUUACUAAUGUCAAGAACGGACCUCUGUAACAAACAAAACUCUUCGACUUAAUAAAAUUGAACAAUAACAUCAAGCGGCCUUCAGGAUUUCGACUACAGCUUCAAGAACCACAGAAUGGCAGGUUUGGCACGAAUGAAGCUCUCCGAACUUUAUGCAGUGUAUUGAUCUAUACAUCAUCUGUGGUCGCUGUAUUCAGCAUCCUUUCCACCUUAGCCCAUCUCAUUUCUUCUCCAACCUUUUCAUGUUUAUAUAAUGUUCUCCUCCCAGUGUUUUCAAAAUGUUGUUGUGGUUGGAAUUAUGUAAUGAAUAGAUGUAAAAAGCAAUGCAGUGCACUGGAUAUGAAGCCAUUAUUAGGAACGAUGAGGAACACGAAGACUAACAUUAUAUAUUCUUGAAAGAUUGACUCCAUGUUAAUUUAAUCAUGAUAUAACAGGUUGGCAUGUGCUUUCUAAGCCUUAAUUAUUUCAGUUUGGGGGUCAUUAACUCCAUUGAUUUUUUUCACAGUGUUGAAUGAUGUGUUGCGUCCUUAAACAGACCUUUUAUGGAGCUGCUAAGAGCGUUUAUUAAUAUGCUUUAUAUGAGCAGAAACCUGCAGGACCUGCCUUGUAAAAAAUGGCCCAUCACUGUAUGGCGUUUUAGUUUGCUGUCUUUUACUGACAUUAUGUGUUAUAAAUUAUAUAAAGGGUUUCAUGAGAAUAGCACUCACUUCGUAAGCAGGAGUAAUUCAAUUAAUAUUUAAUUUGGAUCUUGUUUAAUAAUACAGGCAGGCACUCACCAAAAAUCCAACACAAGGGGCUCUUUAUAUGCACUGUAUGGAUCACACAUGUCAAUACUUUAAAAUGUAAUGAAUGUACCCAAAAGUCAAAUAAAGUUAUUGUCGAUCCUACGCUCUGAAAAUGGCCAAGUUAUUUUUGACCUAUAAUGGGUAAAUAUUAGACAGAACACAUGCUGGGUUUAAAAUGACCCAAUGUUCGGUUGUUGUUAUGCAACCGUGGGGUAUAACUACCCAGCAUUAGGUCAAUUUUAACCUAGCGGUGUGUUCUGUCCAAUAUUUACCCAUUAUGGGUCAAAAUUAACCCAGCCAUUCAAGUUAAACUGUAAGACACUGUGAUUGGGUGUUUUAACUAUAAAUAUAAAGCCCUGUCUAGUUAAAUAGCAAGAAUUAUACAUGAUAUUGAUAACAAUAGUACACUAGUCAACAUUCGAAGUGGAUCAAAACCAUUCAUAAACGUUGUCUUAAAACAAAUACCCAAUACAUAUUCUUGUCUUGUCAACUUUAAUCUUUUGAAAUAUUAACUUUUUGAUCCACUUCAAAUGUUGACUAGUAUAUUUUGACAAUGACAAUCAAAUUGUAGCUAAUCUUUCAGUCGGAUUACACCACUGGACAGAAAGUAAAGGUGCUAUUAUGAUUUUCAAUAGCAAUGUUGAAUAUGGUUUAAUCGGAAACCCUGAGCUCAGUGUGGUGCAGGAUGUUAAAUGAGGACAGCAGGUGAACCUCAUGGAUCUAUUUUAGUUGGUCAGUGGUACAGAGAUAAAUCAUUUGUUGUAUUGACAGCUUUGGACCGUUCAUUAAAAAUAAAUGGCAUUUCAGGAAGGUUACAUCGUCUUCCACAUGCAUUUCAAACCACAUCUUUGUUAGUCUUUGCAUCCACCUUUGUUUUUAUUUAUUUCCAGAUGUGCAGUAUUGUAUUACCUAAAACCCAGUCUUUGUUUUGUUGAUCACAGACAUGAACUAGUUUUAGUUCUCUGAAAACCUUUUGGAUUCUGAUGUUUCGGUAGAUGGGUGGGUGGAUCUGCUUUCAAGGACAUAUUUGUACAAUCCAUUCAGAUUCACUUUGAUCUGUGAUUAAACUGACAUGGGCAAAAUGGAAAUAAUUUGCAAUGUAUAAGAAGCCAAAAAGAAAUGAAUAUACAUCUUUUCUUUAUUGUACACUACAAAUGUCAAUAAAAGCAGUCUUUAUGAAACCUGUUGAAUAUAUAAAAA